GUCCUGUCGUCUCACUCAGCGCACUGGCAUGUCUGGAUACUCUCACCUUUAAGAAUUGAAUGACUUCCUGACUUGGAGGAUGUGGACCUAGUGGCUAGAUUAAAAGCGAACAGGAGGUUGUGUGGAGGGCCCAGGAAGAUAAGAGGAUUCAAUUGGGAGUCCAGAAAUAAGAUCACAUUUUAAUUCUCUUUUGCUAAAUUGGCUGAAAAAUUAGAAUUAUCAACCCUGUAAUUAAAAGUUUAUAUUAAAACAUUACAUUUUUCCUUAACAUAUGAAUGUCAGAUUCUCUUUUGUGUAUAUGUUAAGUUUAUAUACUUGCACAUGAAAUCUACCUGUGUAUGUGAAGUAUAUUUUUAUUGAAAGGCAGGACAUUUAAGAAGUUAAUCUGGAAAAUUGGGUUUUACAUCUAGACUCUCAUUUCCAGAGUUUUUUUUUCUUUUUUCUUUCUUUUUUAAGAGAAGAGAAUGUCUGUGGUGCACCAGCUCUCACCAGGAUGGUUACUAGAUCAUCUUUCUUUCAUUAACAACAUAAACUAUCAACUUCACCAACAUCAUGAGCCUUGUUGCAGUAAAAAUGAGCCCACUUCAUCUGUCCACUUUGAUUUUCUUCAAAUGGAUUCUUUGAUCUCUUUGGGAAACUCUGCUACCUUUAUUGCUUUUGACUCUACCACUAAGCCAGAUAAUGAUGCCAGAGGAAAUUGUGAAAUCUUCAUACAGAGAUAUGUUUUUCGAUCUGAGCUAUUUAAUGUCACCAAACCUUAUAUAACUCCAGUUGUUCACAAAGAAUGCCAACAAAGGAAUGAAAAGGAAGAUCCAAUGGAUGGUAUUAAAGAAGAAAACCGCAUUUCUAUUAUUGGGAAGAAACGUAAAAGAUGUGUUGUUUUCAAUCAAGGUGAAUUGGAUGCUAUGGAAUAUCAUACAAAGAUCAGGGGACUGAUUUUGGAUGGCUCUUCAGAGUUAAUCCAAGAAGGUCUCAAAAGUGGCUUUCUUCAUCCACUUUCUGAAAAAUGGGACAAGUGUAGUGAGCCCAUUACUUUACCACUUGAUACCUGCAAUUUGUCAGAAUUAUGUACAAUGGCAAAGCAUUUGCCUUCUCUGAAUGAAAUGGAUCUUCAGGCAUUACAAUUGAUGGAAGAAGAUAUGUCUGUUACAGAACAGGAUUUAUUUUCACGGGUUGUUGAAAACAACUCUAGCUUUACAAAAAUGAUUACUUUAAUGGGACAGAAAUACCUGGUGCCACCAAAAAGCAGUUUUCUUUUGUCUGACAUUUCUUGCAUGCAUCCACUUCUGAACUGUAGGAAAACAUAUGAUGUAAUUGUGAUGGAUCCACCAUGGCAGAACAAAUCAGUUAAAAGAAGUAACAGGUACAGCUAUUUAUCACCAUUGCAAAUAAAGCAGAUACCUAUUCCUAAACUGGCAGCUCCAAACUGUCUUAUCAUUACUUGGGUGACCAAUAGACAGAAGCACCUACGUUUUGUAAAGGAAGAACUUUAUCCUUCUUGGUCUGUUGAGAUAGUUGCUGAGUGGCACUGGGUAAAAAUCACCAAUUCAGGAGAAUUUGUGUUCCCGUUAGAUUCUCCACACAAAAAGCCUUAUGAAGGUCUUAUACUGGGGAGAGUUCGAGAAAAAACUGCUGUACCAUUAAGGAGUGAAGAUGUAAAAGUACUUCCCAUUCCAGAUCACAAGUUAAUUGUCAGUGUGCCCUGUACUCUUCAUUCACAUAAGCCACCGCUUGCUGAGGUUCUAAAAGACUAUAUCAAGCCAGAUGGGGAAUGUUUGGAAUUGUUUGCUCGAAAUUUACAGCCAGGUUGGACUAGUUGGGGCAAUGAAGUUCUCAAAUUUCAACACAUGGAUUAUUUUGUUGCUCUGCAGUCUAGAAGCUGACUAUGAUCUUAAAGUUGUGAUUUUCUUCACUUUUUCCUCA
Messenger RNA from Odobenus rosmarus divergens (Pacific walrus), 1923 nucleotides. It is a transcript of the gene METTL4, whose product is annotated as methyltransferase like 4. The record is from RefSeq and is a predicted model, not a curated record. Gene Ontology annotation, molecular function: site-specific DNA-methyltransferase (adenine-specific) activity; RNA methyltransferase activity; nucleic acid binding. The transcript has 9 exons. Gene Ontology annotation, cellular component: cytosol; RNA N6-methyladenosine methyltransferase complex; nucleus. The coding region runs from base 465 to 1883 and encodes 472 amino acids. NCBI's taxonomy places the organism in Eukaryota, Metazoa, Chordata, Mammalia, Carnivora, Odobenidae.